ACUUUAUUAUUAAAUAGACAAUGUCGGAGAUUUCGUCUAAAAUUAAACUUUGGCAAAAUCUAUCUAAACAGCACGUCCACAAGCAGCAGGUAAUUUCCGGAGAGUGGGCACCGAUUUCUCCAGUCAUGUUCAACAAAGAAGAGUACGGUUCACUCAGUGAAAAACGAGGAACGGAAGCCAGUAAGAGAAUUGAUGAAGAAUUAUUUCAACUAUACGAAAUCAUUGCUAAUAUCGGCUAUUUAUCGAAUGGCUAUUAUACCGUAACUUUCGGAGAAUUGUUUAGGGAAUACGAAACAAUUUCCAAUAAGCUCAACGGCUUACUUGUAAGGGCUAGGAAAAGGGAUAUGGUCAAAUUCGAAGGCGAGGUACUUUUCGAAAGAAAGGAUGAUAAUGUAGUAAUAAAAUUAGAAGAAUUCAAGUUGAAAAGGCUAAAGGAUAUUUCCCAAGAAGCGUCUUUGAACUUUGACUCCGAAUAG
Messenger RNA from Dimorphilus gyrociliatus, 476 nucleotides. NCBI's taxonomy places the organism in Eukaryota, Metazoa, Annelida, Polychaeta, Dinophilidae. The record is from the annotation of a GenBank genome assembly.